This is a messenger RNA of Carlito syrichta (Philippine tarsier), 1714 nucleotides long. RefSeq names its product BTB domain containing 6 (gene BTBD6). The record is from RefSeq and is a predicted model, not a curated record. Bases 69 to 1301 code for a protein of 410 amino acids. Gene Ontology annotation, molecular function: protein binding. The transcript is spliced from 4 exons. Gene Ontology annotation, cellular component: cytosol. Lineage: Eukaryota; Metazoa; Chordata; Mammalia; Primates; Tarsiidae. Gene Ontology annotation, biological process: neurogenesis.
GCAACAACAACGUGGAGAGCCCCAACUGGCAGUCCUUCCACCCCACCCUGCGCGAGAGGAACGCGCUCAUGUUCAACAACGAGCUCAUGGCCGACGUGCACUUCGUCGUGGGGCCCCCGGGGGCGACCAGGAGGGUGCCCGCCCACAAGUAUGUCUUGGCUGUCGGAAGCUCCGUCUUCUAUGCCAUGUUUUACGGCGACCUGGCAGAAGUCAAGUCAGAAAUCCACAUACCAGAUGUGGAGCCCGCAGCUUUUCUGAUCUUACUAAAGUACAUGUACAGUGACGAGAUCGAUUUGGAAGCUGACACGGUGCUGGCCACUCUGUAUGCCGCUAAGAAGUACAUAGUCCCUGCACUGGCAAAAGCCUGUGUUAACUUUCUAGAGACAAGUCUUGAAGCCAAAAACGCCUGUGUUCUCCUGUCCCAGAGCCGGCUGUUUGAGGAGCCGGAGCUGACCCAACGCUGCUGGGAGGUCAUUGAUGCACAGGCUGAGAUGGCCCUGCGAUCUGAAGGCUUCUGUGAGAUAGACUGGCAGACGUUGGAAAUCAUUGUGACCCGGGAGGCUCUCAACACCAAGGAGGCAGUGGUCUUUGAGGCAGUCCUGAACUGGGCCGAGGCUGAGUGUAAGAGGCAGGGCCUGCCAGUUACCCCGCGCAACAAGAGGCACGUUCUGGGGCGCGCCCUCUAUCUGGUCCGAAUUCCAACCAUGACCCUGGAGGAGUUUGCCAAUGGUGCAGCCCAGUCGGACAUCCUGACGCUGGAGGAGACCCACAACAUCUUCCUGUGGUACACAGCUGCCAACAAACCCCGCCUGGACUUCCCCCUGACCAAGAGGAAAGGCCUUGCCCCGCAAAGGUGCCACCGCUUCCAGUCCUCUGCCUACCGCAGCAACCAAUGGCGGUACCGUGGGCGCUGCGACAGCAUCCAGUUUGCUGUGGACAGAAGGGUCUUCAUUGCGGGGCUGGGACUAUACGGCUCCAGCUCUGGGAAGGCUGAGUACAGCGUCAAGAUUGAGCUCAAGCGGCUAGGGGUGGUCCUGGCCCAGAACCUGACCAAGUUUGUGUCGGAUGGGUCCAGCAACACCUUCUCAGUCUGGUUCGAGCACCCAGUCCAGGUUGAACAAGACACUUUCUACACAGCCAGUGCUGUGCUGGAUGGCAGUGAGCUCAGCUACUUUGGGCAGGAGGGAAUGACAGAAGUGCAGUGCGGGAAGGUGGCCUUCCAGUUCCAGUGCUCCUCUGACAGCACCAACGGCACCGGUGUCCAGGGUGGGCAGAUCCCCGAGCUCAUCUUCUAUGCCUAAUGGCAGGGCGGCAAGGCUGUGCUGGCUAUUUAUGGCAGGCCGCCAAGCAAAUAUAGGGUCAGGGAUGCUCUGACCACCGCACUGACAUAGUUAAAGCUUCACCUACCUUGUGUUUCUGGUAUGUAGUCAACUGUAGCCCGAUUCUGUGAAGUAGAUGUCUCUUCUACACAGCCAGAGCCCACAAUGCAGGUGGAGGGCAGAUAUGGGACACAAGGCAGGUCUAGAUCCCCUCCCAAUGGUACCUGCACCACCUGCUUUGAGGGGUUGGUUGUUCCUCCCACCCUCUUGGACUCUAAGUGGUUGCAAGCUCAAUUUGACACUUUCCCUUCAAAUCGAAAGUCAACAAAAAAGUCACUUAAAAUAGUUUUAUCUAUUUAAGUGGACUUUCAUAAUAAAGGUUGCAUCAAAUGAUA